Molecule: messenger RNA, 540 nt
Organism: Theileria equi strain WA
Lineage: Eukaryota; Apicomplexa; Aconoidasida; Piroplasmida; Theileriidae
Exons: 5
Coding region: 1-540 (179 amino acids)
Source: RefSeq, a predicted model, not a curated record
AUGGUAAUAACAAGCAAAAGGCUUUUUACUAAUAUCGAUUAUGAAGAAAAAAUAUCACUAGUUGAGCUUUAUUGGCGGGGUAUAAGAAGAAUACAAAACUUUGACAUGGACAAAAAAUACAAAUUCCCAUUUUUAUCUCUAAAAAAUUUAAAAGCGAACAACUUUGAGGCUGAGGCUGUAGAAUUUUUAUCGUCAAUAGGUUGUAUGAAAGAAUCAAAUGGAUACUAUAAAAUACAAGGGAAAAUAUUGUUUGAUGCUACCAGAUCCACUUCUGAGUACCAUUUUAAGGAACUUUUUACUUCUCAAUCAUCACUUAGAUUUCAUAUAUCUGAGGACCAUAUUAAGAUGGAAUUUCCAUAUUCAGAAAUGAAUGAUCUCUUUAUAGCUAAUGAGGAUUUUACUAUAUCUCUAAAGUCUGGCGGGAAAGUAGAUAAAAAAGAACUUUGGAAUAAUGAAAUUAAAAACAAAGUGUUUAAUGAGAUAUCAGUGAAAAUUAUCUUAGAGAAGUGCCCAAAAUCAUUUCUCAGAUUCAUGAAGUAA